Erythranthe guttata (spotted monkey flower) is the source of this 905-nucleotide messenger RNA. Its product is annotated as HSP20-like chaperones superfamily protein. NCBI's taxonomy places the organism in Eukaryota, Viridiplantae, Streptophyta, Magnoliopsida, Lamiales, Phrymaceae. The record is from RefSeq and is a predicted model, not a curated record.
CACUUCUUGAAAAAAUUCCCAUUUUGCCCUUUAAAUAGCCGGAGCUUCUCUCCGCAAGCUUGCAAUCACCAAAUCGACGUUCAGCAUUUGAUUUUCAACAAAAUAUACGAGUAGAGAAAAAUGAGUAUUGUGGUUGAAGCUUUGGGGGAGUUGCUGAAUUUCCCGGAAACAAUUCUAUCCUCUCCGCGCACAAAUGAUCACGGUAGCCACCUCCACCGCGGCGGCGCCGCCGCCGCCAUGCCGGCUGAUAUUAUCGACGCGGCCAAGGAGUACACAUUCUACGUUGACGUUCCCGGCCUCUCAAAAUCGGAUAUUCAGGUGACGGUGGAAGAGGAGAACACGUUGGUGAUAAAGAGCAACGGAAAGAGGAAGCGGGAAGAUCGGGAGGAAGAAGGGUGCAAGUACAUAAGGCUGGAGAGGCGGCCGCCGCCGCAGAAGCUGACGAGGAAAUUCCGCCUGCCGGAGAAUUGCAACGUUUCGGCGGUUACCGCAAAAUGUGAGAAUGGGGUGUUGACGGUGGUGGUGGAGAAGCUUCCGCCGCCGCCUAAGCCGAAGACCGUCCAGGUUACAAUAUCUUGAAGUGGAUGUCCGCCGCUAGUUGUAGCUCUGUUUUUGCUUAAUGCAUGGUAGAUUUUGUUAAUUAGUAAUCAAUGUUUUAAGCUAUUUAGAUAAAACAGUUCAAUCUGUACUAACUCUAUGUUGUUAUCAAUAAAUAAAAAAUCGAAUCUAUGUUUUAUAAAAAAUAAUACAAUGUCCGGAAAGAAAUGGAUAUAUAAAAAAAAAAAUAUUGCAAAGUUUUCAAUACUAAUCAACAAGAAAUAUUUGAAUUCUUGUGUAAAAGUCCCACAGCCACACUCAUGAAAUUUCUACAACAUAACUUAUCCCCAACAAAAGGGAAUAAAAAC